Messenger RNA from Mandrillus leucophaeus (drill), 3250 nucleotides. It is a transcript of the gene FLYWCH1, whose product is annotated as FLYWCH-type zinc finger 1. NCBI's taxonomy places the organism in Eukaryota, Metazoa, Chordata, Mammalia, Primates, Cercopithecidae. The record is from RefSeq and is a predicted model, not a curated record.
UGCUACUGGCGGCACGUGUGGAAGGAACAAGGCUGAGGUUGGGACUACAUUGUGGAGCGUUUAUGACACCCAGCUGAUGAUGCACUAAAGCUGGAGAUGGAGAUGAUUUAACUGGGGAGAGACAGGCUGAAAGUUAAGCUUUAGGAAGAGUGGCCUGUCAGCACCCUAUAGGGAGAAUUGGAGUGGCUGCUUGCCAGAGCUGGCAAGAUCGUUCAGAGGCUUUGGCUUGGGCUAAAGAGGUUGUGGUGAAACCAGCCCAGAGAAGUUACAGGAUUUUCCCCCGGGGUCUCCUGCCCAGCAAGCCAGCGCCGUGACCCAGGUGUGGGAGAUGAUGGUGGCGUCUCUCACUCACGUGUAAAGGACGGAACCGCUGAACUCCAGGUUGCUUGCCUGGGAGUAGGAGAAAUCCACCUGCUGGGGGCUGAGCGUGGCCUGAGGGACAGGCCCUGGGUCCAGGGAUGCCCCUGCCCGAGCCCAGCGAGCAGGAGGGCGAGAGCGUGAAGGCUGGCCAGGAGCCAUCCCCCGAGCCAGCCACGGACGUCGUCCCGGCAGCCCCCAGGAAGCCCAGGAAGUUCUCCAAACUGGUCCUGCUCACAGCCUCCAACCAAGAUGAGGAUGGGGUGGGCUCCAAGCCCCAGGAAGUGCACUGCGUCCUUUCCCUGGAGAUGGCUGGCCCUGCCACCCUCGCCAGCACCUUGCAGAUCCUGCCAGUCGAGGAGCAGGGAAGGGUGGUCCAGUCAGCCCUGCAGAUGCCUGAACAGAAGUGCAGCAAGCUGGACACAGCCCCUCAGUCCCUGGAGUUCCUGAGGACACCAUUCGGGGGCCGCCUCCUGGUGCUGGAGUCCUUCCUGUACAAGCAGGAGAAGGCUGUGGGGGACAAGGUGUACUGGAAGUGCCGCCAGCAUGCUGAGCUGGGCUGCCGGGGCCGGGCCAUCACCCGAGGCCUGCGGGCCACAGUGAUGCGGGGCCACUGCCAUGUGCCCGAUGAGCAAGGCCUGGAGGCCCGGCGCCAGAGAGAGAAGCUGCCCAGCCUGGCCCUGCCAGAGGGCUUGGGAGAGCCCCAGGGUCCUGAGGGCCCUGGAGGCCCAGUGGAGGAGCCACUGGAGGGGGUGGGCCCUUGGCAGUGCCUUGAGGAGCCAGAGCCAGAGCCAGAGCCCACUCCUGGGCUGGUGCUGAGCAAGCCAGCCCCGGAGGAGGAUGAGGGACCCCGAGCCCUGUCACUGCUGAGCCUGCCGCCCAAGAAGCGUUCGAUCCUGGGGCUGGGACAGGCCCAGCCCCUCGAGUUCCUGAGGACGUGCUACGGGGGCAGCUUCCUGGUACAUGAGUCGUUCCUCUACAAGCGGGAGAAGGCUGUCGCGGACAAGGUGUAUUGGACCUGCCGGGACCACGCACUGCACAGCUGCCGGAGCCGGGCCAUCACCCAGGGACAGCGGGUGACCGUGAUGCGUGGCCACUGCCACCCUCCCGAUAUGGAGGGCCUGGAAGCCCGGCGGCAGCAGGAGAAGGCCACGGAGACACUGCAGGCUGGGCAGGACGGCCCUGGGAGCCAAGUGGACACGCUGCUCCGAGGUGUGGAUAGUCUGCUCUACCACAGCGGUCCUGGUCCCCUGACUCUCACCACGCCCCGGCCCAGAAAGCGAGCGAAGGUCGAAGACCAGGAGCUGCCAACCCAGCCGCAAGCCCCAGAAGGAUCCCCGGAUGAGGACCAGGACGUGGAUGCAGACCCUGGAGGCCCUGAGUUCCUGAAGACGCCCCUGGGGGGCAGCUUCCUCGUGUAUGAGUCCUUCCUCUACCGGCGGGAGAAGGCAGCCGGGGAGAAGGUGUAUUGGACCUGCCGAGACCAGGCCCGCAUGGGCUGCCGCAGCCGCGCCAUCACCCAGGGCCGACGGGUGACUGUGAUGCGUGGCCACUGCCACCCACCCGACCUGGGGGGCCUGGGGCUUGCUACCCACCUCCAUCCCCUGCUUCCACUACCACCUGAUGUGCCCACGACGCCCCAGGCUGCCUCCCCACCUCUGUGGCCCCUGAGCCUGCACGGAGGAAAGGGUAUUCUCUGGGCAAGGCACUGCCACCCACAGGGUCCUCCCUCUCACCACAUCCAGGACAGUGGACGCUUCCUACCUCUUCCUCACAGUCCUCGGGUCACCUCUCUACCUGCCCAGCUCUCGGGGGCCACCCCUCUCAGCCCGAUCCAGCUCCCGAGCAGCUUUGUCCCCUGAGGGCCCUGGGUCGUUCCUCUGACCCAUCAGGCACAGUGCACCCUGCAUGCGAGCCUGGGCGGACGCUGGGGACGGACGCCUGACGCAGCAGACAAUGCCUCCCUGAAGGCAUCGCAGCGUGGGACGCUUGGCCUCCACCUGCAGGGGCCUCACCUCAGCAGUCCCCAGCCUCAGGAGAGGGACCACCCCAGCAGCUGGAGCCCCAGUGGAGUUGGAGGGAUGGUAGCAUCUGUGUCCUGAGCUCCGGGGCCACCUCACUGUGAGGAGGGGGUGUAGGCAUCGCGGGAGGUCUCACCUCAGGGCCAUGCUGAUCUUGGCUCUGAGAGCUGGUGUCCUCUGCUCCUCCCUUCCCAUUUCUCAACAGGAGGCCCAGAGUUCUUGAAGACGCCCCUGGGGGGCAGCUUCUUGGUGUACGAGUCCUUCCUCUACCGGCGGGAGAAGGCAGCCGGGGAGAAGGUGUAUUGGACCUGCCGGGACCAGGCCCGCAUGGGCUGCCGCAGCCGCGCCAUCACCCAGGGCCGGCGCGUCAUGGUCAUGCGCAGCCACUGCCACCAGCCCGACCUGGCAGGCCUGGAGGCCUUGAGGCAAAAGGAGCGACGCCCCAACAUGGCGCAGCGGGGGAGCCCAGAACCCCUCCCACCCCUGGAGUUCCUGAGGACUUCCCUGGGGGGCAGGUUCCUGGUGCACGAGUCCUUCCUCUAUAGGAAGGAGAAGGCGGCCGGGGAGAAGGUGUACUGGAUGUGCCGGGACCAGGCUCGGCUGGGCUGCCGCAGCCGCGCCAUCACCCAGGGCCACCGCGUCAUGGUCAUGCGCAGCCACUGCCACCAGCCCGACCUGGCAGGCCUGGAGGCCUUGAGGCAAAAGGAGCGGCUCCCCAGCACGGCCCAGCAGGAGGAUCCAGAAAAGAUUCAAGUUCAGCUGUGUUUCAAGACGUGUCCUCCCGAAAGCCAGCCGAUGUAUGGGUAAUUGUAUUAGUUAUCUAAUGGUGCGUGACCAAUUACAGCAAAACGUAGUGGGCUUAAAACAACAAA